Vicia faba (fava bean) is the source of this 378-nucleotide messenger RNA. Lineage: Eukaryota; Viridiplantae; Streptophyta; Magnoliopsida; Fabales; Fabaceae. The record is from the annotation of a GenBank genome assembly.
AUGAAGGAGAAGACUCAAAGAAAAAUAUGGAAAAAUUUAUUGUCCAACAACCACAACACCACCUUAACAACCGUCCUCAUCAACGACAUUCUUCCAACAACAAUAAUCCAUUUCGCUGUUUCUGAUAUGCACCUACCAUGCGAAAUCUCUGUUGCACAACGGGCCAACACUGAACUGCCAUACCAGAAUCAAGCUCGUGCGUCGCAUCUGACCACACAACAGCUCUCCGAGUCUCCAACUAUGCCAUGUCUCCAUGAGAUUUCGACCUCCAAUGACGAAAACCAAUCGCAAGCCACCACCUGCAAACGUCACAGGAGCCACAAACUUUUGGCCAUACCCGCAGACGCUGCCAUCGAUCCCGCUACAAACUGCCACUGA